AUGGUCCAGACGGGUCUGACCUGGCAGCUUCUGCUUCUAACGGUGAUCGCCACCACCACUCUAGUAGAAGCCCAUACCCAUAUCAACUUCGAUCCCGAUGCCAAAGGAAACAGCAGCUUGAGUUACAGCAAUAAGCCCCUGAGUCGCUCCAAGAGAGUGGCGAUUUACGAUGGCCAGGGAGUUGUCAAGUUGGUGCCUAGCUUUGCGUAUCCUUGUAAACAAGUCGACAAGGACCAAUCCUUUUGGUGGUUCUUCAACGUGCAGGGCCAGUGGAUUCCCACCACCGUUCCUAUCUACUGGUGGAGCUUCUGGAACACCUCGACGUUCGUUUCCACGGCACGCGAGUGGCGCAAGGAUAUGCAGACAAAGCUUUCCCAUGAUGAGGCCAGAUCCUGGGUAUAUACUGCCAUUGAACUAGGCAUGGAGCAAAUUGGAGGGCAAAAUGCUGGAGCAUGCCUGCUAAGGAGCAUUUGCGAAAUCUCUCAAAGGCCCUUUCAAAACAGCAAUAUUUUUAGUGAAAUAGCAAAUUCAAUAAUGGUACCCACCUUGGACAACGUUGCAGGAAAGUAUCUGCACGCAAGGGAUGCUGGACGUGGAGGAGCCAAUUGCCAAAAGACUUACCAAGACUGCAGCCCAAUUCUUUGGACGCUAAUAACAAACAUGGCUAGAAAUCCCUUUGCCUAUUGA
This is a messenger RNA of Drosophila bipectinata, 687 nucleotides long. Lineage: Eukaryota; Metazoa; Arthropoda; Insecta; Diptera; Drosophilidae. The record is from RefSeq and is a predicted model, not a curated record.